Messenger RNA from Plasmodium inui San Antonio 1, 2439 nucleotides. RefSeq names its product ATP-binding cassette, subfamily F, member 3. The transcript has a single exon. The coding region runs from base 1 to 2439 and encodes 812 amino acids. Lineage: Eukaryota; Apicomplexa; Aconoidasida; Haemosporida; Plasmodiidae. Gene Ontology annotation, molecular function: ATP hydrolysis activity; ATP binding. The record is from RefSeq and is a predicted model, not a curated record.
AUGAAGGAACUCAUAGAGAGCGUGCUGCAGCUCAUCGACCCAGAUGAAGAAACGGAGACCUACUUACGAGAAAGGAUAAACGACGAAAAGGACAUAAUUCAGAAAAAGGGAGUAGACUAUUUGUACGAUUUGGUCUCUACCUUCUCGGAUGCAAAAAUAAAGAAGAGCACCGUUGAAGAUAUUUUUAACAAACAUAUGAAAAGAGAAAAUGGAGUAGGGACUGAUGAGAAAAAAAAUGAGGAUAGUCAAAAACUGGCCGAAAUGGUGAACUUAAAGGAAUACUGGAAAAAAAAUGAUGUGGUAGGAUAUUAUGACCCGUUUUUAGGGAUACAGGAAAAACAGAUUAAUUACAAUACGAGCAUCCCUAUCAGUGAAAGCAUAAGAAUAAGUAAAGAAAAAGAAAAACAAAGACAGAAACAACUGAACUUGUUUAAAGAAUGGGUAAAAAAUAAAAUUAAAAUUCCAUCCCCUGUACGGGUGCACAAUUUGUUACACUGUUCUGAUUCAAGUAAAAACAAAACGAAAAUUGAAAAAAUGUAUGACAUCCGAAUUGAUAAUUUUACGCUAAGCAUUGGACAAAGGAGUUUACUAACGGAUACGACUCUAAAAAUAAACGUCAUGAAUAAAUAUGGACUGAUAGGAAAAAAUGGAAUCGGGAAAAGUACCCUCUUGGCGAAGCUAGCUAGAUACGAAAUUGAAGAAAUUAAGAAAGAUAUAUCCAUAGCAUGUAUUGAGCAGGAUUUAUUUCUUGAAGAUGUGACCGUGCUGGAGUGUGUUCUGAUGGUCGACAAACUAAGACAUGAUCUGUUGACAGAAUUGGAACGACUGGAAUUAAAAAAGAGCAAGUCGGCUCCCAGUCGGGGGGGUCCAGACGGAGAAACUAAUCAAGGGGGAGAGAAGCAGAAAUGUAAGGAGGAAGAGGUGGACAAAGGGGGCGAACGGGGCGAAACGGGCCAAGGGCACGAAACUGGCGAAAGGGAUGAACGGGACGAACGGGGCGAAGAGGACGAAAAAGACAUCGACCUAAAGAUACUAACCAUUUAUGAAAAACUGAACAGCAUUAACUACUUAGAAGCGGAAAAGGAAGCCAGCAAAAUUUUGUGUGGGCUAGGUUUUGACUCAAAUUUACAAAAGAAAAAAGUCAACUCCCUCAGCGGAGGCAUGAGAAUGAGACUCUGUCUAAGCCGCAUUCUGUUCAGCAACAAUGAUAUCAUAUUGCUAGAUGAGCCGACGAACCAUCUGGAUAUCUAUACCAUACAAUUUCUGAUAGAUUAUAUAAAAAAAUUAAAUAAGACGUGCAUUAUUGUCUCCCAUGAUAGAGAUUUUCUGAAUGAAGUUUGCACCGAUAUUAUUCAUUUUCAUCAGAAGCAGUUAACCUAUUAUUCUGGAAAUUAUGACCAGUUUGAAAAAACUAGAGUAGAACAUCUACUGCAACAACAGAGAGAACAUGAUUCCAUUGAAAUGAAGAAAAAACACGUGCAGAAAUUUAUAGACCGAUUUAGAUGCAACUCCAAAAGAGCAGCUUUGGUCCAAAGCAGAAUAAAACUUUUAAACAAAUUACCUGUAGUAAAUUUAGAAAAGGAAGAAACUCCAUUCAGCUUUUCCUUUCUUGAACCUUUUUACACAUCUAAUGUGCUCAUACGGCUCAAAAAUAUUUCCUUUAAAAAUGAAAUGUUUAAAAAUUUACAAAUAAAAAAGAACGCAAAUAUUAUUAUAGCCGACAAUGUGGAAGACACCAAUGGGAAAGUUAACGGGAAGUCACACGACGGCACCAAAGGGGAAGAUACAACUACAGCACGUAGCGAUGAUUAUCAGUUUAGACAUGAAUUUUUAUUUAAAAAUGCUACCUUCGAAGUAGACAUGGACUCUAGAAUUGCCAUAUGUGGGGUUAAUGGAAGUGGAAAAACGACAUUAAUUAAAAUUAUUUUAAACCUAAUAGACACUUUCGAGGGGGAGUUACAUGUGAGCAAUAAGGCUAAUAUCGGUUACUACUCCCAGUAUCAUGUAGACAGCUUAAAUCCUAUAUUUAACUCCAUUCAGCAGCUGCAGUACAAUUAUUCCCACAAAAAUAUAAAAGAAGAAGAAGCUAUAAAAUACUUCAACAAAUUUAACAUUCCGACGAACGUUUUAUACGAACCAAUUUAUGUCCUUUCUGGAGGCCAGAAAAGCAAAUUGGCACUAGCCAUUUUGGCUUAUAAAAAUCCAAAUAUCUUAAUUCUUGAUGAACCGUCCAAUCACCUUGACAUUGAAUCCGUUCAAGCUUUAAUUGUCGCCUUAAAUCUGUACAAGGGAGGACUCAUUAUUAUUAGUCACGAUACGUAUUUGAUAAAACAUGUAGCAGAUGAAAUAUAUCACAUAAACAACCUGACGAAGGAGUUGAUUAAAAUUGACUAUGACUUCGAUAAAUAUGCCAAGUUGCUCCUAGAAAAUAAGAUAUAG